Molecule: messenger RNA, 2735 nt
Organism: Empidonax traillii (willow flycatcher)
Lineage: Eukaryota; Metazoa; Chordata; Aves; Passeriformes; Tyrannidae
Product: nuclear receptor coactivator 1-like
Exons: 10
Biological process (GO): positive regulation of transcription by RNA polymerase II; cellular response to hormone stimulus
Cellular component (GO): nucleus
Molecular function (GO): nuclear receptor binding
Source: RefSeq, a predicted model, not a curated record
UGAUGACCCGCGGCGCCGCCUUCAGCCCCUCGUACCGGUUCACGCUGAGCGACGGCACCGUGCUGAGCGCCCACACCAAGUGCAAGCUCUGCUACCCCUCCAGCCCCGAGCUGCAGCCCUUCAUCAUGGGCAUCCACGUCAUCGACAGGGAUCACGGGAUGCUCCCCCCUCAGGACGCCCCUUCCUCGGCCCUGCCGCGCCUCAGCCCCGCCAUCAGCACCCCCCCCGCGGGCUCUCCGGGGCUGCCUCCCCCCAUCCCCAACUCCAACGGCACCGGCGCCUUCGGAUGCUCCCCGGGAGGCCAAAUGGGAGCCGCGGGCCCCUUGAACCAAGGACAGGGAGCCAACCCCGCCCUGGGCAGCCCCGCCAUCGGCCCCUCCCAGCCGCCGCCGCCGCCGCAAUUCCUGUCCCCGCGCCACCGCCUCAGCCCCGGAGCCGUGCCCCGCGCCAGAGGGCCCCCCAACCCCUUCUCCCCCGCCGGGCACUCCCCGGUGGGCGGUGGGGGGGGCGGUGGGAGCGGUGCCCGCCCCUUCCCCGCCGGUCCCGGUCCCGGUCCCGGUCCCGGUCCCGGUCCCGGCGCCGUCAGCUCGGCGCUGCCCGAGGGGCCCGUGGGUUAUUCCACGCCACCACCGGCACCACCAGCAGCAGCGCUGAGGCAGCUGGGCGGCUCGCAGGGCUCCCCCGGCCGCCUGCCCGGCAAGGCUGAGCCCAGGGAGGGCAGGGAUGACGCCCCUGGGGACACCGAGGGCAAAGGGGCGGCGGAUCCGGGAGCGCCGCGCCUCGAUGGCGAUCCCAAGUGCCCACCGGGAUCGGGACCGGGAUCGGGACCGGGAUCGGCGCCCCACAAGCUGGUGCAGCUGCUGGCCAGCACGGCCGAGCAGCAGCUGCGGCUGGCCGAUGCCGACACCAGCUGCAAGGACCCGCUGGUGCUGGGAACCGGGAAUGCUGGAACCGCCGCCGGAUCCAUCGUCACCGGGACGUGCCCGUCCUCCCACAGCUCCCUGACGGAGCGGCACAAGAUCCUGCACCGGCUGCUGCAGGAGGGCAGCCCCUCCGACAUCAGCGCGCUGGGCAGCGCCGAGCACGACAAGAAGGAGGGCUCGGGCGUUCCCGGUGCUGCUCCCGUUCCCGGUGCUGCUCCCGUUCCCGCCGGUGCUCCCGGUGGUGCUCCCGGUGGCGAUGCCGAGGCGCUGAAGAAGAAGGAGGCCAAGGACCACCAGCUGCUGAGGUACCUGCUGGACAAGGACGAGAAGGAGCUCGGCCUGGACGAGGGGAAGGUGAAGGUGGAGAAGGCGGAGCCGGCGGAGCCCUGCGGGGCCGCGCCCGCCGCCGGCCCCGGGACAUCGGCGGUGCUGGGAGAGGAGGGCAAGGUGGACACCCAGGGGCAGUUCUCUGCCGAGCUGGAGCAGCUGGAUCAGCUCCUGCCCUCCCUGGAGAAGGCGCCGCAGCUGCCGGGAAUGUGCGAGCGGAGCGACGGCGGAAUGUCCGGAAUAUCCGGAAUAUCCGGAGUGUCCGGAGUGCCGGUGAAGCCGGAAUUGUUGGCCCCCCCGCUCCAGCCCAGCACGGCUGCCAGAGCUCCCUCGGGAAUGCCCCUUUUUUUCUCUUGCCCCCCCCCCCCCCCCUCAGGAAUUCCGGAGCUGGAUCUGGGAGUGCCAGAGUUCAUCCCGCCGGGAAUGCCGGAGCAGAUUCCCUGGAAUGACCCCGGGACCCGCGGAGCCCUCGGAAAACCCGACGAGCCGUGCCUGGGCUCCCAGCUGGACGAGCUGCUGUGCCCGCCCAGCACUCCGGAGGGUCGGAACGACGAGAAGGCGCUGCUGGAGCAGCUGGUCAGCUUCCUCAGCGGGAAGGACGAGACCGAGCUGGCCGAGAUCGACAGGGCCCUCGGCAUCGACAAACUCGUGCAGGGCGGGGGUCUGGAGGCCCUUUCCGAGCGUUUCCCGGCCCCUCCAGCUCCCCCCGCGCUGCUGCUGGAUCCCAAACCCGCCGGGCUGUACCCCCAGCCCUUCCCCUCGGCAUCCCCAUCCUCCUCCUCCUCCGCCAUUCCCGCCGCCUUUCCCGCCAUGGCGCGGCCCAAACCGCCCUUCGGAGCAGGAGGAGGAGGAGGAGGAGGAGGAGGAGGAGGAGGCGCUCCCGCCGUUCCCGCUCCGGCCGCUCCGCGCGCGGCGUUCCCGAAUUCCGGGGGGGCUCCCCCCCGGCAGGGCCUGAGCCGGCCCCCCCCGGCUCCCAACCAGCUCCGCCUGCAGCUCCAGCAGCGGCUCCAGGGCCAGCAGCAGCUGCUCCACCAGAACCGCCAGGCCCUCCUCAACCAGUUCGCCGCCGCCGCCGCCGCCAACGCCGGAUCCGCUCCCGUCGGGAUCAACCUGCGGGCCGGGAUGCAGCAGCAGAUGGCGCCACAGCUGGUCAGCUUCCUCAGCGGGAAGGACGAGACCGAGCUGGCCGAGAUCGACAGGGCCCUCGGCAUCGACAAACUCGUGCAGGUACAGCCAGGGAAUGGGAUUGGGAAUGAUGGGAAUGGGAUUGGGAUUGGGAUUGGGAUGGGAAUGUGGGAGGGAUGUGAGACCGAGCUGGCCGAGAUGGACAGGGCACUCGGCAUCGACAAACUCGUACAGGAAGAGGAGAAGGGAUGGGAUGGGAAAGAUGGGAAUGGGGAGAUGGGAAUGAUGGGAAUGUGGGAGGGAUGUGAGACCGAGCUGGCCGAGAUCGACAGGGCCCUCGGCAUCGACAAACUCGUACAG